This is a messenger RNA of Leucoraja erinaceus (little skate), 2805 nucleotides long. RefSeq names its product heparan sulfate glucosamine 3-O-sulfotransferase 5. Gene Ontology annotation, molecular function: [heparan sulfate]-glucosamine 3-sulfotransferase activity. The coding region runs from base 1159 to 2190 and encodes 343 amino acids. NCBI's taxonomy places the organism in Eukaryota, Metazoa, Chordata, Chondrichthyes, Rajiformes, Rajidae. The transcript has 4 exons. The record is from RefSeq and is a predicted model, not a curated record.
AGCUGUACAGUUAGCCAAAUGUUGAAUUGUAAGAUCCAGAAGGGGUAUAAUGUUACCCUUUAAAUCAAACUUUGUGGAUUGGGAGCACCACAUCAUUGACUCCCUCGUACCAGAACUUAAACUAUUAAGCAUCCCCCUCAGGCUCAGAUGAAACAUUGUAAUCCUCACAUGAAUAAAUGAUGCUGACAAAUUUAGACACCUAAUAGGUCAUUUUGUUCAGGGUGAAAGCUGAGUGCUGACUGAUUUACCCUAACUCCACCCCUUCCUCUCCUUUAAUCUAGCGGGCUUUUAUUUUAAUUUAUAUUGUUGUUGAUAAUGUGUUUUCAUUUCACCAGUGACGCAGAAGAAAAUAACAAACUCAGCUUUUGUUCAGCUGUACGCAGAAGCAGCUAGGAGCCUGUCCCAGAUGAGCUGUCCACAGUCCAUGCAGCAGGCUGUGUACGCUCUCUGCCAUAAGUCUACUUCUAAUGGCUCCAGACAAUACGUACCUCUAAAGACCUCCUAUUCCCCACUCAGCAUGAGUGGUUGGAGAUGCGGAAGUGCAAUAAGCCAGUAGUUGCACAGCAUCAGACAGAGAGAGGGAGAGAGAGAGAGAGAGAGAGAGAGUGAGAGAGUGAGAGAGAGAGAGAAGCAGCUGGUGAGUGCUGCCUGAGCAUCAUUUGCCCAGGACAGCACUAACACAUAUCCAUGUAGCUGCAGUGAAGCCUAAGGUUGGUUUGUUAACAGAAUACUAAAAUAAGGCGGCAGCAGCAGCAGCAGCAGCAGCACCACCAACAGCAAGAGAAGCAGCAGAAGAGGCAACAUACUUCAGAAUGAGAAUGGACACUUUUGAAAGGCAGGAGGCUGCUCUUAAUGUGCUUCUGUGUGUAUGUGAGGCACCUGGUAUCAGCCUCUGUGGGAUUUGGGAACAUUCAGCCUAAACUCAGGUUCCCUUAUAUCCUGUUCUGAAUCAUUCAAGCCAAACAUCAGCCAUCCCCUGUGGAGGAUGCCUAAUAGUGAUUGAAAACCCUGGUCCUCUUUUAUGGUUUGAGAGGCAGAGGCGCACAAGUCAUUUCAUUAACACAGCAAAGGAGACUACUGAUUUUAUACUUGCUAUUCUUAAAGCGACAUUUCAUCUUAAAAGGCUGAAGAAGCAGUCCUGAAGAUUGAUGGAGGGCCAUGCUAUUCAAACAGCAGGCGUUGCUGAGACAGAAGCUCUUUUUGCUGGGCAGCCUUGCUGUUGGAAGUCUCUUAUACAUAGUUGCCCGAGUUGGGAGCUUGGAUAGACUCCAGCCCGCAUGUCCCUUAGAAGGUCAGUUUGGGGACCAAGACCAAAUCAUGCUUCGUGCUCUUCAGUACAAGCGAGGCCUGACAUAUGACUUGCACAGUGGUAACACGACAAAGGAGCAAAUCAGACUGCAUAACAUGGUGCAACAGCUUCCACAGGCCAUCAUUAUUGGUGUCCGCAAGGGUGGAACUCGUGCACUACUGGAGAUGCUCAACUUGCACCCGGCAGUGGUCAAAGCAUCACAAGAAAUCCAUUUUUUUGACAAUGAUGGAAACUAUGCUAAAGGUAUUGAAUGGUACAGGAAGAAAAUGCCCUUUUCCUACCCUUACCAGAUUACCAUUGAGAAAAGCCCAGCGUACUUCAUCACUGAGGAAGUCCCCGAAAGGAUCUACAAGAUGAACUCCUCCAUCAAACUGCUGAUCAUCGUGCGAGAACCAACAACUCGGGCCAUUUCAGAUUACACACAGGUGUUGGAGGGGAAGGAAAGAAAGAAUAAGACGUACUACAAAUUUGAAAAGCUUGCGAUCGACCCCAGUACCUGUGAGGUGAACACAAAAUACAAGGCUGUGAGAACUAGUAUAUAUACGAAACACCUGGAGAGGUGGCUCAAGUUCUUCCCCAUUGAACAGUUUCACAUUGUGGAUGGCGAUCGCCUCAUAACUGAGCCAUUACCUGAACUCCAAUUGGUGGAGAAUUUUCUGAAUCUAACGCCCCGGAUAAGCCAGUACAACUUGUACUUUAAUGCUACGAGAGGCUUCUAUUGCCUACGCUUCAACAUUGUAUUUAAUAAGUGUCUGGCAGGCAGCAAGGGACGGAUACACCCAGAAGUGGACUCUUUGGUCGUCAAUAAACUGCACAAGUUUUUUCAUCCAUUCAAUCAGAAGUUUUAUCAGAUUACUGGAAGGGCAUUUAGUUGGCCAUGACUAUGAGUCUUGCAACACUGGGUGUUGAUGUAAGGCAAAUAUGGUAACAGUAGUCCAACUUUCUGAAAAAAUAGGGUGAUGUGCAGCUGACGAUAUAAGAAUUUGUUAUCAAGAAGACACAUGGAGAAAAUGGUGUUUAGGAUUUUAUAUUUUCUUCCAUUUGACCAUUUUGCUAAUAGGUCAAUGUGAGUGUAAAGCGGAGAUCACUGUUUUAUAAUCAUAACAUACUUUUUUUCUUAUAAAUGUGGCAAAGGGGAAAAAUUGAUUAUUAGGUUUAUUUUUUGAAAUCUCUUGCUAAUUUGAACAGGCAGUAAUAAAUAGAUAAUGGCCUACUUUGAACACAGAUACCACUGUCUUUUAAUCUGCACGUGUUUUGUUUGUCACUGUCUGAUUUGAGAGAAGGCAGAACAGUUUUCCAAUGAGGAGCCUGGAUAUUUGUCAAAUAUAAAAUCUGCAUCUAACUUCCUGUGCCUAAUUGUGCAAAGGCAUCUAGAAUCUUUACAUUUGUAUUGUAUCUAUCUGCAAAAACAAAGCAAACUUUGAAUCCCUUAGGUCAUGAUUUCAUCAAUUGCAUCCCCCCUGUUCUAUCCCUGAUAUGGGGAUAGAAAAAAAACU